AUGGGAUACAAGGCUGGUGGAAGUUAUGGAAGUGGCGGUGGUAGCUAUGGAGGCGGCGGCAGCUCUCGAGGAGGCGGCGGUGGAUACGGUGGUGGCCGCUCCGGCGGCGGUGGAGGUGGCUAUGGUGGAGGCUCAUACGGUGGGUCGUCGUCGUACGGCGGCGGUGGCUAUGGUGGGCGUGGUGGCCCACCCCGUUCGGGUGGCGGCGGAAAGUUUGGUGGAGCCGGAGGAGGAUCAAGCGGUGGUCCAGGAGCACGUCUCCGAAAUGUCGAUUGGGGCAACGAAAAACUCCAACCAAUCGUCAAGAACUUUUAUCAAGAGAGUCCAAUCGUUUCGGCCCGAUCUCAGAAUGAAAUUCAACAAUGGUUGGCCGAGAAUCAGGUCACCUUGUCCGGUCACAAUAUCCCUCGUCCAAUCUUCGAAUUCAACGAAACGACUUAUCCAGCUGAAAUUGAAAAAUGUCUUUACCAAAAUUACCAAAAGCCCACUGUUAUUCAGUCCGUCUCGUGGCCUGUGGCUAUGUCCGGACUCGACAUUAUCUCAAUUGCCAGAACUGGAUCCGGAAAAACUCUUGGAGUAAGUAUUUUGCUUUUCCUUGUCAUUUUAGGUCUAAACAGAAUGCAUGUUGCUUAUAUAAGAGAUGUUCGCAAUUGGUAGUGAAGGAUGAUGUACUAAUAAUUGGUUCUUUUAGUUCUUGCUCCCCGGUAUCCUUCACACCAUCAAACAAGGACCCAGACCUCACGGUGGUGGCCCCUCCGUCCUUGUUAUGCUCCCAACCAGAGAAUUGGCGCAGCAAGUUGAAGAAGUGGCCAAGGAAUAUUGCCAAGCAAUGCGUCUUUCCUACACAUGUCUCUUCGGUGGUGCCUCCAAGCAUGGCCAAGCCUCGGAUCUGAGAAGAGGAGUAGAUGUUUGCAUCGCCACUCCCGGACGUCUGUUGGACUUCUUGGAGAAUGGAACAACCAACAUGAACAGAUGUACUUUCUUGGUUUUGGAUGAAGCUGAUAGGAUGUUGGACAUGGGUUUUGAACCCCAGAUCAGAAAGAUUGUCGGUCAAAUCAGACCCGACCGUCAGACUUUGAUGUUCUCAGCCACUUGGCCCAAGGAAGUGAGAGAUUUGGCCAAAGAUUUCCAACAAGAUCCCGUCUUCUUGAACGUCGGAUCCAUGGAAUUGAGUGCCAAUCACAAUAUUGAUCAAGUGGUCGAAGUUGUGGAGGAGUACAAGAAACAAGCGAGGUUACUCCAGUUGUUGACGCACAUCAUGAAACAACCCGAAUACAAGACGAUUAUCUUUGUGGAAACCAAGCGAAAGGCUGAUGAGUUGACCCGCGAAAUGAGAAGAGAUGGAUGGCCAGCACUGUGCAUCCACGGAGACAAGGAACAGAGAGAAAGAGACUGGGUUUUGUCAGGUGAGUGGCCGGUUUGAUUGAACGUCGUCACGUAUAAAAGAAUUUUAAAAUAUUUUUUAUGGUUUCAGAGUUCAAGAACGGAAAGACUCCCAUCCUUUUGGCUACAGAUGUUGCCGCCCGUGGUCUUGGUAAGAGAAAUUGCGAGCUGAGAAGUGGACUAGUCCACUAGAACCGAUCCGAAUUGGACGUGGUAGUCGAGACCGUCCUUGCCACUUGUUUUUAGCGUGGAACACGACCUGGAGAAGCGGAGAGCGAGAAAUUGCCGAUGGAUGGUCGUCCCGGGCGGUGUGAUUGGUCCUCGGACCGGAGCGCAGCCAAAGGGAUCGACGAUUGCCCGCUGCAGAAUGUGUUCCUCGACGGUCUCGCGGCGCUUUUUUGAGUUGAGUGUUGGCAUGAAUCGGGCUUGUUACGGCACCAUGAUUUGUAUCGAGGUGUCCGGGACAGUACUAGACGCGAGUUCGGAGCCAAGAAUUGUAACGAGUUGGUUACGGUAGGAUUACGGUAGCUGUUUAUGCCCGAGAAGGCGAUGAUUAAAAGGCUUCCGUAAUCGUAGCUCCGAAGAGUGAAAGGUAGGUCGAGAAGGGUGUGGUUGGUCGCCCCUUACCCCCUCGACCAGUCGAAACGCCCCUCCGAACUGUGGCCGACCUUUGUCUUUUCGAUGGCAUCGGAUUGGAGCGGUGUUCUGAGGACGGACUCUGUGUUUUGGCCAGGCCCAGGUCAUGUCUGCAUUCGAGAAAGCGCCCACAAAUUCUGAACCACCGAUUCGAAUAGAGAAUAGGCAUUAGACUUAGGAGUUAGGCGAAAAGUUUUGUAAUUUGCUGCUUUAGAUGUGAGUGACAUUAAGUUUGUCAUCAAUUAUGACUAUCCCAAUAACUCGGAGGAUUAUGUUCACAGAAUUGGGCGAACCGGACGACGUGAAAACAAGGUGAGCUUAGAUUGCGAUUUUUAUAUUGCACUUGAUAGUGCAGUGUAAUUAAUUUGGAAGUUAAGAUGAUUAAUUUUUUGCUUUCAGGGUACUGCCUACACAUUGUUCACUCCUCAGAACGCCCCCAAGGCCAAGGACCUGCUGAAGGUGUUGGAUGAGGCCAAACAGACGGUUCCCGACGAACUCCGACGGAUGGCCGAGUCCAGCGGCUUCGGCGGUGGCCGUGGUCGCGGCGGCGGACGUGGUCGAGGCGCUCCCUCGGGAGGUUACGGUAACAAGAGGCCCUAUGAGAACGGCUACGGAUCAGGGGCGCCGAAACGCGGUCGUUUCAACGAUGGCGGAUAUUCGGCCGCUCCCCGGUGGUAA
Molecule: messenger RNA, 2697 nt
Organism: Bursaphelenchus xylophilus (pine wood nematode)
Lineage: Eukaryota; Metazoa; Nematoda; Chromadorea; Rhabditida; Aphelenchoididae
Source: the annotation of a GenBank genome assembly